ACGUUUGACCUUGGACUGCCAAAACGGAAUUAACAAAAAGGUGUAAUAGAUAAUUCUUCCGCCCCUAAUCCCACCAUUAAAGGCAGCUCACCAAUCUCCCUCUUUCUCUCGUUUUUUUAUUUAGGGAGCUAUAGAGUGAAGCCGAUAUGUUGGGAGUUUUGAGGAGCAAAGUUGCCUGCAGAGCCAAUCAUGCUUUGGGUUUGGAGCAAGGACUUCGAGCGAUUGCAUCUAGGGCUUUUUCGUCUUCAGCAAAGGAGACGAUGACAGUUCGUGAUGCUUUAAACUCGGCCCUUGAUGAAGAGAUGUCAGCUGAUCCGAAAGUCUAUGUUAUGGGUGAAGAGGUUGGCGAGUAUCAGGGUGCAUAUAAGAUUACAAAAGGGCUUCUUGACAAGUAUGGUCCUGAGAGGGUGCUGGAUACACCCAUCACUGAGGCUGGGUUCGCUGGAAUUGGAGUUGGUUCAGCAUAUUACGGUCUAAAGCCUGUAAUUGAGUUCAUGACAUUCAACUUCUCAAUGCAGGCCAUUGAUCACAUUAUUAAUUCUGCUGCAAAAUCAAAUUACAUGUCCGCUGGUCAAAUAUCAGUGCCCAUAGUUUUCAGAGGCCCAAAUGGUGCUGCUGCUGGUGUAGGGGCUCAACAUUCUCAGUGCUAUGCAGCAUGGUUCGGUGCAAUCCCAGGUCUUAAGGUACUAACUCCUUAUUCAUCAGAAGAUGCUCGUGGUCUGCUUAAGGCUGCAAUAAGGGAUCCAGAUCCCGUUGUCUUCCUGGAAAAUGAGUUGCUGUAUGGUGAAUCAUUUCCUGUUUCGGCUGAAGUCCUCGACUCCAGUUUCUGUCUUCCUAUUGGGAAAGCCAAGAUAGAACGAGAAGGAAAGGAUGUAACUAUCACUGCUUUCUCGAAGAUGGUUGGCUAUGCUCUUCAGGCUGCUGACAUUCUUGCAAAAGACGGAAUCAGUGCCGAGGUGAUAAAUCUUCGCUCAAUCCGCCCACUUGAUAGAGCUGCGAUAAAUGCUUCGGUUAGGAAAACAAACAGGCUGGUGACUGUUGAGGAAGGAUUCCCUCAACAUGGUGUUGGUGCUGAGAUCUGCGCAUCUGUUCUUGAAGAUAGUUUUGAGUAUCUCGAUGCAGCUGUUGAGAGGAUUUCAGGGGCUGAUGUUCCUAUGCCAUAUGCUGCAAAUCUUGAGAGGAUGGCUGUCCCACAGGUCGAGGACAUUGUCCGUGCAGCAAAGAGGGCUUGUUACAGAUCAACUGCUUUGGCCGCAACGGCUUAGAGGAUGGGAUCACCGGAGCGCUUCACUCUACAUUACAUUUUUUACAUACGUUUCCCUCCCUUGCCUGGAAUAAGUUCAUGUAAUUCACAAUACCGUAGAGGCUUAACAAGUCUACGUUGAAAGCCUCGUUGUUGAGGAGCUUCGUAUGCUUUAUUUUGUGACAAUUUCUUGAUACUCAGCCAAACAGGGAAAGUAAAUGAGCAAAUUCAGUCUUCUGCUAAA
Messenger RNA from Salvia hispanica, 1487 nucleotides. Its product is annotated as pyruvate dehydrogenase E1 component subunit beta-1, mitochondrial. Gene Ontology annotation, cellular component: pyruvate dehydrogenase complex. NCBI's taxonomy places the organism in Eukaryota, Viridiplantae, Streptophyta, Magnoliopsida, Lamiales, Lamiaceae. Gene Ontology annotation, molecular function: pyruvate dehydrogenase (acetyl-transferring) activity. Gene Ontology annotation, biological process: pyruvate decarboxylation to acetyl-CoA. The record is from RefSeq and is a predicted model, not a curated record.